Messenger RNA from Homalodisca vitripennis (glassy-winged sharpshooter), 530 nucleotides. RefSeq names its product sarcoplasmic reticulum histidine-rich calcium-binding protein-like. The coding region runs from base 133 to 453 and encodes 106 amino acids. Lineage: Eukaryota; Metazoa; Arthropoda; Insecta; Hemiptera; Cicadellidae. The record is from RefSeq and is a predicted model, not a curated record. The transcript has 6 exons.
AGCGAAUCGGGCACAUGAAAGUGAAUUGCAAUUAAGACACGGUUCAGUUUUAGUAUAUAUACCGACUCACCAAUCUCUACCGCUAUCAUACCUCAAGUCUUCAUUCUUCAGCGUCUUCGUCAAAGAACGAGAAUGUGGGCUCUUCUGGCUCUUACGCUGUUGGCCUCCAUGGCCUGCCUACCCGAGGGUGAGGGACGCAGGGUCGUACCUGAUAAAUUCAGGGCACACCAUCACGAACAUGGGCACCACUCUGAAGAUUCUGAUGAUGACACAUCACUGAAGCAUUUCAAGCAUCAUAAAUUUGGAGACGACUCAGAUGAUUUUGAUGAUGACACGUCAUCGAAGUAUUUUAAGCAUCAUGAAUCUGGACACCACUUCGAAGAUUCUGAUGACGACACAUCAUCGAAGCAUUUUGAGCAUCAUAAACACCAUUCUCAUCAUGGCCGUUACUAGUCGUCUGUUCAACUAAGUUGGAAUAUCCGCCAAAUUAAUUGUUUGGCUGUCAGAAUAAAAUGAAAUUCUAAGUAUAA